This is a messenger RNA of Miscanthus lutarioriparius, 306 nucleotides long. NCBI's taxonomy places the organism in Eukaryota, Viridiplantae, Streptophyta, Magnoliopsida, Poales, Poaceae. The record is from the annotation of a GenBank genome assembly.
AUGGCGGGGCUAUUUAUAGCCGGUCGCAAGGCGGUUCGCGGUGGAAAAAUCUUCCGACCGGGAGGAUUCUUGCCGGCAACGGCAGCAGGGCACAGUGAGGACGGCGACCCGUCACACAGGAAGUCAGCAGUGAGCUGUCGUCGGCGUGCUCCACGUGCCCGUGGUGGACGCGGAGGCGACGCGGAGAGGACACGGCGUCAACGGCAGGGAGGUGGUUGGUCGGCGGCGGCGGCGACACGCGCUCAGCGCGUCAGCGACGGCGGCGACGUGCUCACAGUGCCACCGGUGGGCCCCACUCGUCGGUGA